CCUCAUUCGAAAUACCAAGGAUAAGGGAGAAGAGAGAUCCACACAACCAGGAAAGCAAGAGAAAAGGGAAGUUGCCGCAGGUUCAUUUUCCAGUGCGUUGGUUUGCUUGUUUGGUUCAUAUCUCGAGCUAUACUUAUCCAAAUAAGGCGUGUGAGGUGCCCAAAGAAAUAUCUCAAGAAGAGGAAUCUGUGAAGGUACGUUUUGCAGCGAACGGAGUAGUGGAAGACUUCCAAAUCGUUGAAACAAUACACAACCUCGCAGAAAUGGAUUUGCCUCUUUAUAGAAACGAGUUCGCCGGAAAACACCCAUUCUAGGGGCUGUUUUCGUAUCAACGGUUAGAGGUUGAGCUAGCACUUUGAGAAGGCUGUUUAACACUCAUUUCUAAGCAAGGAAUCAGUUCUCAAACUUCCUUGGCCGAGGCUUUGGUCAUUGGAUCGAGAAGGAAAGUUUUAAAGCUCAUUUGAGGUUGAAGCUAGAGCUUGCUUCUUGUGCUCAUUGCUCAAGUGAUUUCCCCGGAGAGAAGACUUGAUGAUAUGGCUACAAAUUCAGAUAAGUCCACAACAGUUCGAUCAAAUGAGCCACCAAACCCAAAAUCAAGAAAGAGGAAGCAAUGUGAAAUUAAUGCGGAGAGGAAAAAAGAUCUUGGGUAUGUGAGCACUAUAAAAUAAAACCAAAACCAAGCCUCUAAUGCAACAAAAUGAUGAAGGUGUAGAGGUACAAGUUGGCCACACUCAGGCAGUCAAGGUUCUAACACAACAAAAGCUGAUUUGGUUAGCACUAAUGGCACUCGCGGGAAUACAAAAAAAAUCUGGAAAAAGGCGAUGUUGUUUGAUGAUUGGGAAAAGGAGACGGGUACCUUCUCGAUCCUAUGGAAAAAUAUAGUGAUGAAUUUGAUAUCUUGACAUGAUGGAGGCUGAAUGGAAUAAAGUACCCAACCCUACAAGCUAUGGCUAAAGAUAUUUUGGCAAUUCAAGUUAGUAUAGUUGAUUUAGAGUCUAGUUUUAGCACAAGAAAGAGAAUCAUUUAUCCUCACAGGAGUUCUUUAACUCCUAGAUUAGUUGAGGCAUUGAUUUGUCUACAGAAUUAGCUGAAGUCAGAUUCAAUUACGAAUCUAGCGUAUUCUCCUAGUCUUGAGGAAAUGGAGUGGUUUGAGACAACCAAAUAAGGUACCUCACCCAAGAGUUAUUGUAGUGUUUUGAAUUUUCAAUUCAAUAUGAUUCAAGUUUCAAUAUGUAUUGUAUUUAUAUGAUUCACUAUUUGUAUGAUUCGAGAUUCAAGAUUCAAGUUUCAUUUAUUUAUUAUUGAUUAAUGAAGAAUUUGAGCAAGAAGAAAGGGA
Cuscuta epithymum is the source of this 1336-nucleotide messenger RNA. The record is from the annotation of a GenBank genome assembly. Lineage: Eukaryota; Viridiplantae; Streptophyta; Magnoliopsida; Solanales; Convolvulaceae.